Molecule: messenger RNA, 2091 nt
Organism: Andrographis paniculata
Lineage: Eukaryota; Viridiplantae; Streptophyta; Magnoliopsida; Lamiales; Acanthaceae
Product: transcription initiation factor IIF subunit alpha
Exons: 10
Coding region: 199-1812 (537 amino acids)
Biological process (GO): positive regulation of transcription elongation by RNA polymerase II; transcription initiation at RNA polymerase II promoter
Cellular component (GO): nucleus; transcription factor TFIIF complex
Molecular function (GO): DNA binding; RNA polymerase II general transcription initiation factor activity; TFIIF-class transcription factor complex binding
Source: RefSeq, a predicted model, not a curated record
CAGAAUGCAAGUCUGCAUCUCCCCCGACCCCCAAUUUCGAGUCUCAGGAUACAGACACAAGUAUAACAAGGCGCAGGAUCGUCCUGUAUUGCUAGCUGUGGAUGGUCGAUCAAUUAGUGUACAACCGUAUAUAGUCUUUUACCGCACGGAAUUCUGCAUAGUUUAGCCGUCAAGGAUAGUUGGGAAUUAGCACAAAGAAUGUCGGUCGAUUUGGUAUUGAAGCCGUCGUGCAACGGCUGCGGAUCGACGGUGGAGCUGUAUGGAAGCACGUGCAAGCACUUGACGCUUUGCGUGACUUGUGGGAAAAAUAUGGCUGAGAAACGUGUUGCUUGCUACGAGUGCGGGGCUCCCAUCACCCGCUUGAUUAGGGAAUACAAUGUCCGGGCAAGUUCAAGUGGCGACAAAAAUUACUUCAUUGGAAGAUUUGCCACGGGACUACCAACUUUCAAGAAGAAGAAUGAGAAUAAAUGGUCACUUCAGAAAGAAGGCCUGCAGGGGCGUCAUGUUACUGAUACCUUGCGUGAGAAGUUCAAAAAUAAACCAUGGACGCUUGAAGAUGAAACAGGCCAGUUUCAGUAUCAUGGUCAACUUGAGGGUUCACAGUCAGCAACAUAUUACCUUCUUAUGCUUCAAGGGAAGGAAUUUGUUGCUAUCCCAGCAGGUUCUUGGUACAAUUUUAACAAGGUGGCACAAUAUAAGCAACUCACUUUAGAGGAAGCAGAAGAGAAGAUGAAAAAUAGAAGGAAAACAGCUGAUGGUUAUCAGAGGUGGAUGAUGAAAGCAGCAAACAAUGGACCUGCUGCAUUUGGUGAAGUUGAGAAAUUUGAUGAUAAAGAAAGUUCAUCUUUUAGUGGGAAGGGGCGUAAAAAACAAACAGGGGAUGAGGAGGAAGUCAAUGCUUCAGAUAGGGGAGAAGAAGAUGAAGAAGAAGAAUCAGCAAGAAAAAAUAGGCUAGGACUCAACAAGAAAGGUGGGGAUGAUGAUGAGGAAGGACCAAGAGGGGGUGACCUUGACUUUGAUGAUGAUGAUAUUGAGAAGGGUGAUGAUUGGGAGCAUGAGGAGAUAUUCACUGAUGAUGAUGAAGCAGUUGGGAAUGAUCCCGAGGAAAGGGAUGAUUUGGCCCCUGAGAUUCCUGCUCCUCCAGAAAUUAAGCAGGAUGAUGAGGAUGAGGAUGAAGGUGAGGAAGAAGAGGGAGGACUGAGCAAAUCCGGAAAAGAGUUGAAGAAACUGCUUGGACGAGCUAAUGGUCUGAAUGAGUCAGAGGCAGAGGAGGAGGAUGAUGACGAUGACGAUGAUAUGGAAGAUGAUAUAUCACCUGUACUUGCACCGAAGAAAGAAGUUCCUAAGGAAGAGCCAGUUGAUAAUACCAGUCCCGCAAAAGCAACUACUUCUGCUGCCAGUCGUGGAACACCAUCUACUUCAAAGUCAUCAAAGGGAAAAAGGAAAAGUAGUGGAGAGGAAUCGAAAGCAAGCAACAGUGCACCUGCAAAGAAAGUCAAAACUGAAACUGACGUCAAACCUGUGAAAAAUGAGAAUGCUCCUACAAAAUCUACUACACCAAAUAAAGGUCCUUCAUCAGCACCUUCGUCAAAGAGUGGAUCUGCACCACCCCCAACCGGACCAGUUUCUGAAGAUGAAAUCAGGGCUGUUUUAUUACAGAAGAAACCUGUGACCACGCAAGAUCUGGUGGCUAAAUUCAAAUCAAGAUUAAAAACCAAAGAUGACAAGAAUGCUUUCGCCGAGGUGUUGAGAAGGAUAUCGAGGAUACAGAAGACCAACGGCCCAAAUUACGUGGUUCUGAGAGAGAGAUGAAAUGAGAUAGAGAUAAGAGAUAUCAAGUAUGCUCAUCUUUGAUAAAUCUCAGAGUUGCCAUGUUGUGUGUGGUAGUUACUGUACCAAUCAUCUGACUGAUAUUACUCUGUGAACAUGAACAUACACAUUACCCAAACAACAGCAACGCUAUCGGCUUGCUACUGUCGCCCAUCUCCAUAGGGUGAAAAAAGUCGGUACAGUUGAGUUGGAUAAUCAUCAGAAGCAGCCUGUACCAUGAUGUUACAAUGCCCAAUCAUAUACAAAUGCUUUUUUUGGGUU